Messenger RNA from Fundulus heteroclitus (mummichog), 8669 nucleotides. RefSeq names its product KIAA1549-like b. The transcript has 22 exons. NCBI's taxonomy places the organism in Eukaryota, Metazoa, Chordata, Actinopteri, Cyprinodontiformes, Fundulidae. The record is from RefSeq and is a predicted model, not a curated record. Bases 567 to 4748 code for a protein of 1393 amino acids.
AAUGAGCGAGGCCAGUGGUGAAAUGUAAUGAAUAGCCCACACAUCUUGGCUGUUUGAUCUCCAUACGGCCAGCAGAGGGCGCUCUGCAGACAGGACAGCUUAGACUUUUCUCUACAGAUGCUAUUUUGUUUCAGCCUGACCGGGAGGAUAGCCGACCUAAAUCGUCCAUCCGCUUUCCGAGCUCCGCGGAAACAUGCUUACGUCGGUGACUUAAUGUCCCCUGAACGCAGCCCGGUGGCUGACAUCCAUCGGCAGCGGGUCUGAGCGAGCCACUUCACCUCCAGCUGCGAAAUGUCAAAGCCUUUUGGACCAAGCGAGAGCGCCGCUCUGCGCCACACGGCGAUGAUGGGUGGACCAAGCGCAGCGGAGCGAUAAGGGCGCAUUCCCUAAUUUCCCUUCAACGCCGCGUCCUCCCCCCCCUCUCCACUAGCCCUCCCCAUCUCCAGCCCCGGACACACGACGUGAACCCAGUGACGGCUGUGUUUCCCCUCCCGUUCACACACACACACGUGGAUUUAUCCAAUGCAUUAUUUACCAGCCAAACUUCAGCAACUUGUCCUCUGGAUAUGGCUCCCGGUGUGAGGAGUGAUGGGCGGCUGGGUCAUCCCGAAGUGCCGGGAGCCUGUGGGGCGGAGGACGCCGAUGAUGGAUGCUCGCCGCGCAGGAGGGCAGCCGGAGGAGACGGGAGGAGGAGGAGGAGGAGGAGGAGGAGGAGGUGUUUGAGGAGCGCGCUGCGAGCCGGAGCGGCGGGGAUGCUGGCGAACCGCAUGUUGUCUGUGGCUCUGCUUUCGCUCCUGGUCCGGUGCGCCGUGGCCGCAGAGGGAAAAUCCACCUACGAUGCCUCCGGCUCCCCACCUUUACCGAGGAGCUCUGCGUUCACGGGUGCUCCUGUUCAACCAAUGGCUGAGCUGUCAGCGACAGGGGAGGUGCCUUUCCGGGCGGUCCAUUCGGACAGCGACUCAGACACCGAGAGCGAAGGAUUAUCGGGACAGCCUGCUUUUUCCUCCAUCCUAACUGUGAUGGCAGGAACUGUCAAACAUCCAGUGAGCCUUGAUCAAAGUAGAACCUUGCCAACUAUCAGCGAGGAUGAUACUCUCACCACCCAAUGGCCUUCACACAGUUUCAGCCAAGGCUCAGACGUGUCCUCCUCCUCGGCACCGGUGGGAGACGGCUUCAGAGCACGCUCAGAGCCAGAGAUGGACGAUCUCACAGCUGGAACGUCUAAAUCAGUUGUGUCCCCUUUCUCGAAAGAAACAGAGGCUAGUCAAAGCUCUUCUCAUUCAGACAGGAUAAUCCUUUCUGCUGGGCCCAUCGAGAACACAUCUCAGGUAUCGCUGCUGACCCCGCAACACGACACCACUACGGCCUCCGUGAAGCUCACCACGACAACUGUAUCGUCAACUACAAAACCUCCCACCACCACCACCACUAGCACGCCUUCUGUAAAAGCAACGACGCCCCCGACCACCACGACCACUCCGCAGCCCCAGCCUGUUACGAGAAGAACCACAACAACCAUCAGGACUUACACCAGCAGGAGAACGUUCACGUCAUCCAACCAAAGACCAAGCUCCCCGAGGGACGUCACGUCCGUCUUCGUUUCGCCUUUCACCACGACCACAGAGGCUCCGCAGCCGCAGUGCAACAUCACUGAGAGGUUAUGGGUGAAAACAGUUGUUUCAAUCUACGUAAGACGGAACAGGUUGGAUAGUAUUCAGAGACAGAACCUGCGAAGGGGACUGAGUCAAGGCCUCAGAAAAGCGUUGAAUGACACAUCAGCCCAAGCACAGGUGGAGACGGUUUUUGGCUCUCCAAACAUGACGGUGGCUUAUCACGUGACAGGAGGGGAUACAGUUUACUCUCCGUCUGUAUUAAUGGAGGGCUUGGCGUCCUACGGCCGUGAUAAGCUGAUUGCAGACCUGCGACAGUACCUCCCCAUGGUGACGGCCCUGCCUCUACCUGUUGCUCUGUGGAGAUCCAGCCCCGCCACUGGCUUCCAGCUGAAAACAGUGCUGCAGUUUGUAGGGGCAGGCGAUGAUCCCCGAUCCUGUCGCUUCUUACAAAUGAUGGAACAGAGGCUUGAGAAGGUCUUUUCUGAGGCGCAGGCCAAAGUUCUCAAUACUAAAAGUCGACUCGCAGUUCAGAUUCUGAGUGUCUCUCAGGCACCAGGCUCUCCUGCUGUGUCUUUGGUCUACACUGUAAAGAACGGGACCGUGUUUCUUAAUGGAACAGUUGCCUCCAACCUUCUUGGUCAGCUUUCUGCUGAGCUGGUGGGCUACUUCCUCUUCUAUCCCCCUCUUAUCAUUGCUGAGCCACUUGAAUACCACAAUCUGAACACGUCUGUUGAAACCAGAGACUUCUGGGUCGUAACAGUGAUCCAGGAUGUCGAUAAUGCCAGCCUGGAGGGACAGUACCAAAGCUUCGCCAGUCUAAUGGAGCAGCGGCUGGCGGACUUGUUUGUGUUGGCGGGGCAGCAGGGCACUCGUUUUAGACGAGCCACAACUGUGGGCAGCUUCACCGUCCAGAUGGUGAGCAUCCGCAGAGUGUCGGGCUUAAAGAGCCCAGCAGAGAUGACCUACUACGUUCAGCACAAUGGCGUUCCUCUGUCGGGCACUUCAGCUGCCAAGGUCUUGAACACAGUGGACUCUCAAACCAUGGCACUCACCCUGGGUUAUUUUGUCCAGGUGCAAGCAGAACCUGUGGUCAAGAACCCUCCUAACAACCUCUGGAUAAUUGCUGCAGUGUUGGCCCCGAUCUCAGUGGUAACACUCAUCAUUAUCAUCAUCACAGCUGUGCUGUGCAGAAAAAACAAGAACGACUUUAAAGCUGACGCCAUCGGUAACCUGAAUCCCAGAGCCAAGAUGGCGUAUCGCAGGGAUGUGAGCUAUUAUCACCAGCCAGUCCAGGGAUUUGACUACGCCAAGCAGCACCUGGGCCAGCAGGGAGGAGAUGAGGAGACGUUGCCUGUCAGUCAGGAUACUUUAGUGAUGUCCCUACAGAUUCGGGACACAUCACUGUCACUAGAAAAGUCACUGCAACAAGACGGGACAGCCAACAAGAAAAGUCUCACCGCUGACAAACACAAAAGCAAGUUGCCAAGUGAGGAUGGUUCCGUCAUCAGCAACGAAUCAGAGAAGCCGAAUUCUAAGAGGGGCCUGACGGUGCCGAAAGUCAAAGCGCAGCAGAAACUGACAAAGGAGGAGACCCGGAGGAGGGACGAUCCGUACGACACAUCUUCGGGCUCCCUGCAGCUCAUUUCCAUAAAGCCUGUAACUGCACAGACAAACUGCUCCCACCCUGCAUCUUCAGACCGCAGCCAGGAUUCAGCCGUCGUCAACGGAGAGGUUAACUUGGCGCUGAAGCAGAAAUCGGACAUUGAGCACUACAGAAACAAGCUGAGGCUAAAAGCUAAGAAGAAAGGUUACUAUGAUUUCCCGUCCACCAAUGGCAGCAGCGGCGGAGGUCGAGCCCUGGUGCAGAAAAGGCAGUGCGACUACGAGAGGGACGCCGGCGAGCAUGGCGGACCUCUGGAGCCAGACGAUGAGCGAGGGUCCACGUAUGUUAAGUCUCAUGGAAGGCAUUCCCAGGUCGGACAGAUGGCCUAUCGCAGCAGACAAAGCCUAAGCAGUCCGAGUCCCGGAGGAACAGAGAUGGACCUCCUUGUGAUGAGAGAGAGACCCAGAAGAGGCAUCCGCAACAGUGGCUACGAUACUGAGCCGGAGCUAAUCGAGGAGACAAAUGUUGACCAUCUUCUGGGGCCGCGGAGGUACAUGUAUGGUCGGGGCCUCAAAGGCCACUCAGAGACAUCCACUCUGAGCUCGCAGCCGUCCAUCGAUGAAGUGCGACAGCAGAUGCACCUGCUGCUGGAGGAGGCGUUCAGCCUGGCGUCUGGGGGACAGUCCACAUCUGGAAGGCAUGGCCACCACCACCAGCAGCCCCCUCCUGACCAGUACAGCCCCGCGCCGCCUCCCCUCCCGUAUUCAGACGUGGUCAGCAGCGUUCCAGGGACCAUGAGCUCUGGGCGGGGCGGACUUCACUGGGUACCAUCCUAUGGAGCGGACAUUUAUCAGUGCAGCCUGCCUAAACCUGCCUUUCGCUUCACCCAGCUUCCUGAGAUGGCCAUGGGUUCUCCGCCUCCCCUACCACCGCGCACUGGACCUCCCCCUAGAACCUCCCUGAGACGUUCCACUUCGGACUUGGGGCCUAAGGGAAGGAGCUCAGAAACAUCUGUCGCUGAAAUGCGGAGUCAACGGGAGAAGAACCCAUAUGGGCCAACCACAAGAGCAGCACUUCCAUCUAUCACUGCAGAACGGCCUGUGCCAAAUUACUCAGGAAACCCUAUAACUGCUGUCUACGCCAUCCCCGCUGCCAGGCCAGGGUACUCAGACUAUUUUGUCCCCACGUCCCCCACGUCCUAUCAUAGUCCCUCUUGGAUGUCCUACCCACCAGAACCCGAGGAUGUCCAACCGCAGUGGACAGACUCUGUACCCCUGCCUGGGUAUGCAGAAGCUUUUCCUAAUCCUCGUUACCCACAGGGGAGUCCCACCAGGCUGGCCCUGCAGUAUAGCCAGACACUGGAGCAGCCACCCACUGCCCCCCGCACAGCAUCCGAGCAAAGUCUGCCCCAGGUGCUGAAGAACAUGGACAGCAUGCCUCUGAGCAGCCUCUCCACCUCUGCACUCGUGCAGGCUAUAAGGCAGGAGGUGGCCAAGCUGGCGAAGAAACAGAAUGAUAUAAUUGAAUUUUAACACAGAGACGCGGUUGGGUCUUCAGCAGACGCACACAAAGGGGACACUUCUUCAGCGCCGUUUUUAAUAUUUGUACUGUCCGACUAAACAGACGGAUCUUUAACAGCUUAUCCGCCUCUUUUUGCACACAACUGGCGUCUUUCAGCUUGUGAAUUGAAGGAACUGAGAAAGAUUGUUCUAAUUUUAGAAAACAAUUAUUCAAUUAUUUGUUGAUGAUGUCCCAGGUAUUAUGCACAUGUCAGUGUACAUAUGUCAGUGGGACGAAAAUAUAAUUUUUCCUGGACCAGAUUAUUAUUAUUUUUUUUUUUACAUGACUGACAAAAGCAAAUACAUUAACAUAAUCGUCGGUACUGAGAGGACCAAAUUCUUCCCGUCGAAGGGUAAGUAUAACUGACAGUGUAUAUGAGCAUGUACAGUUUAAAGACAUCAUGUAUCUAACCAAGCCUGUUAUUGAGCAUCCGCUUAAACAAGAUUGGAAAGGUCAGGAUCAGCUCUUUUCAACAUUAAUCUCAGAACAAAAUAACACAUCCAUCUUUACUUAUACGUUUUCUUUUUUUUAAAAGUUUGUUUACAUGUCAGACAAGAAUAGCAAAUCCGCAAACCACAACUAUAGUUGAUAGUCUUGCGUUUUUAUUUGAAAGGUUUCAUACAUGGGAAUUAACCAAUGGACUAAGUGCAGUUUAAAUAUGUUUUAUUUCUGUUAAAAUAAACUUAACACCACUUAUUUAGGUUAAUAUAUGAUGUAAGGUACCGACGGAAGGUUUGGUAAUGUAAUUAAAAUGGGCUUAUAAAUGAAUAGUUAAGAUCUGCACGAGGAAUGCAGACUUGGUGAACAUAAAUGACUCUCAAUACAGAAUACUUUAUAAAACUCUGAUAGAGUUAAAUGCAUUUGCUUCAGACCUUUCAAGAAAGCUUCCAGUAAGUUCAUGUUGGCAGCAGGGUAAACGUUACCGUUUGGCAGUUUUAUUCUGGAUUUUUGUCUGAAGGAUUUUGUGCACAAACAGCGGCAGACUAAUGAAAUAUUCAAGUUCUUUUCUAUACUGGUUGCAGUGCUUUUUUUUUAUCUCACCAAUUAAAUCUGUGACUACAUGGUUAGUUUUGAGUAGAUCCUACUCUUGCCAGUCAAACACAUUUGAUUAUGAAAGGCAUAAACAAAGAACAUCUUGGGCUUUGUUGAGUUGUCUAGCACCCGGACACAUGUGGUUGAACCUUUCUGCCCAGUGGGUAGCAGAAUAGAGUCUUUACAAUGUGUGUCCUGUGUCAAAGGAAUGCUCCCAUUAAUACUGGGAUAUAGGUGAAGCAUUGGAUUGGUACGAGAUAAGCCUUGCAUUACCUUUACUUAUUGGUGGUCAUGAUAUUUUAGAAUGCAUCGAUAUUUACAUGGUAAUGGGCACAUUAACUAAAUUCUGUUCAACGUAUGAAAUAUUGACUUAAUACAUGUUUCUUUGUGAGAUGUACAGGUGGGUCUUUAAGUUAUAAAAUCUUUGGAAAGUGAAUUUAUGUCAGUAAUUGAGUUCAAAAAGUGAAUCCCAGAUAUUCUAAAUUUAUUACAUCAUUAAGUGGUAGUUUUAAAAUGUUUUAAUAAAUAUGACUUACAGCUGAUGAAGACCUGAAUACAAAUUUUCAGAAAGUUUGAUUAUUACACGAGCAAUAAUAAAAUUGGAUUUUCAAUGCAGAGAUUUCAGCCUAUAUGUCACGUCUAGAACAGUACAUGCCUUUUAUGUUUAAUUGUGCUCCCUUUGCAUAAAGUAAUGCACCAAUAUAGGGUUACAUUGAGAGGACCCACCUGUGGCUCUACUGAGUUGUCCAGGAAGCUUUGGUUGCUCUGAGAUGAAAAGAAAAGCUGCAAAAAUAAAUUGUGCAUAUCCAUUAAGCUGGUGAGCAGAGGGAAGAAUGAAGUGAUGAACAUUUCUUGGUAGAGUGCUGGGCUGACUUUCAGCUAGACAAAACUCAGCGAAUCAACACCAGCAGACAUAGCUCCUUAAAUCAUCACAUGACUGUGGAAAGGUCACACUCCACUUCCACUCUGUGGCUUCCUGGCCUCUUUUCUUUCAUCUCUAAAGAGAACUUUAGAACUCAAUCCUCACAUUUUUUCUUGCUUGUUUACAGAACUUGGUUACCAGCUAACCUCUUUAGCGAUUAUUAUGGCUCAAUGGACAAAUGUAAAAUUUUGCCCAUUAUUUAGUGAGCAAUACCAGAUCUCUGUUACACAAUUCCUUACUUUUGUUAUUGGUCGUAUAAAAUACCCUUAAUUUCCAACUCAGGGUUGUGAUUUGCUGUCGGUCAAAAUCAUCAUAAAAAUGAACAGAAAUAACAAUGAUGAUACAAAUCUCUCUCUCGCUCUCUCUCUCUAUCUAUCUAUCUAUCUAUCUAUCUAUCUAUCUAUCUAUCUAUCUAUCUAUCUAGAGAGAGAGAGAGGGAGAGAGUGAACAUUUUGGACAGCAUCAUCAAAUUUAUUCAACGAUAAAUAAAUAUAUUUUCUUUUGAUAUCCUAACCUAUCGACAUGCACCUGCACAGGACAAAGUCUGAACACCUUAUUUUACUCAGAUGCGUUGCUGUUUGUGUUCUGGGGGGUAUAUAUUUUUUCUUUUAUGCACAACAUUUUAUUAUUUACCACUAAAACCUUAGAGUGACCUUGAUAGUCUGGUUUGAAAGGAGCAUACCAUGUUUGGGGGUUACAGUGCAAGGUGAAAUGUUUAUACUUAAACACAAAUUGUUUAAAAUUCUACUUUAAAUCAUUAAAUGACAAAGUUCGAGCUUUCCAAGCCACUAAAAAUAAAAAUGCAACAUUAGAUUGAAUGGCAAGCUAUAAAAAUUAAUCUGAAAACAACAACAAAAAGAAUCUUUAACAUGCUGGACAGAGUGCAAUAUUCCUUGAGAGUAAUGUUCUUGUAGUUCAUGUUUUGUUGAUGAUCAAAGUCUCUUAGUGGAAUAUAAGAAGCUCUUUGGAGGUCACAAGACUUUUAGCAGGGACGCAGGGGAGGAAGGUCAGCUUUUCUAAAGAUUCAUUGAAGGAACCGGCUAACCUCUUUUUAUGAGGUGGACAUCAGACCAGUAUAAUGCUACAAUACAGGAGACCCAAAUCAGCUGCAUAAACUGUUUAGUAAAAUAAGGCACAGAUAAGAAAGACAAUGCAAACAUGAUCUAUUUGUGUGUAUGUGAAAGUUUUCCAGCUCUGGGAAAACCUUUAAGAUGUUACAUGUAGCGUAGUCCUGUAGCAGGGGUUUGUGUGAUUUGCAUCAACAUUGAGAUUGCCGACUUGUACUGUAUGAUUUCUAAUAACCUUAAAAAUAUAAAUUAUAUAAUCAUUGCUGUGAAGUUGUCAGCAGUGAGCCCAGAGAGAUAUCUAUCAGUGAAGAUGCCUUUGAAUUUUGUUUUUGAUAUAGCAAGACUGUUUUUUUUAGGAGUCCUGGAUGAAGUCAGCCUUUAACUGUUGAACAAAUCCAUCAUCAGCUCCAGUAACUGUUUAUUUGUUCAUACAACUCCAUGUGUAAUUAGAUACAUUAAGCUUCUAGAUCUCAAACUCAUCAAGAACUCUGCCAUCACUUGUUUGGCAAGAUUAUUAAACAUACAGCCAGGCACCUUCGUCUGAAGAACUGUACUGAGAACUGUUUUUUGUGUGAACACCUUUCUACAUCCUCAUGCUGGAUAACUACUCUAUUAAAUACAAGCUUCUGAGGGGAUUUAUCGGAUGGAAAAUUAGAAUUUAUUCAACAAAAUUAAAAAUGAGCUAACUCUGUUGGAAAAUCAAUGUCUUUUGUCCUCAUGUGGAGUUUCUUUAUUUUCUUUUCAUCUGUUGCUUGAUCUUGUUAUAAUUGAUGUUCUUCAGAGAUGGAUAUAAACACUGAAAACGAUGGGGAGUGAGAGGAAAUGUUAACCUAAAUAAUUAAAAUGAAAUAAAUGAUUUUAUCAUAUAAAAA